AUGGCUCGUGCCGCAUGGAACAGCAUCUCAUCAACAACAAUCAAGCAUUGCUGGGAUCACACCCAGAUCCAGCCGGACCCAUCCACUCUAAGCCAAGCACCAUCAAAUCCUUUGCCGCAUGCAGACCUGGAUGCAUGGCGUGUUAUUCGAGAUUUCGCAACAACUGAGAUGUCAUUGCCAGAAGCAGAGAAGCGCGUGGAAAAAAUCCUUGGUACUCGUUAUGCCGACACCAAUUGGAGGCCCACUUUCAAGGCCAUGAUGGAUGCAGAAGGGGACUCGGAUGCAGCUGCAAGCACAGUCGAGCAGCUCACACAAGCUGCUUGCCAACAGACUGCCAUCGAGAAUGAAGUCACCACCUCUCUGCAAGAUUUGAGGGCUCGUAAUCACAUUUUUGGUGAGCCACCAUCUUUAGACAAGUUUCUCAAGCCAGCCGAAGAACAAGAAGUUGGAGAUUCCCUUGAAUUUGAAGGCAGGGAUAAGGCUAUUGUUGCUGCAGUAAAACAAGAGAUGGCAGAGAAAGCGGGUGAGGUGAUUGAGGUCUCUGAUGAAGAAGAGGACCCUGAACCAGAGGUUUCUCAUGCGGAAACACUGGUACUGUGUCAAUGGCUCGAAGGAGCCAGUCUCCAGGUUGGAAAUGCUGAGUCCCCAUUUCCACUCGAGUUGUUAAAGCAAAUCCGUCUUUUUUCGCACUCAGUUACAACGCUGAUGAGCUUCUUCAUGGAACACAAACCAUGA
This is a messenger RNA of Suillus paluster, 735 nucleotides long. RefSeq lists its product as uncharacterized. The transcript is spliced from 3 exons. The coding region runs from base 1 to 735 and encodes 244 amino acids. Lineage: Eukaryota; Fungi; Basidiomycota; Agaricomycetes; Boletales; Suillaceae. The record is from RefSeq and is a predicted model, not a curated record.